GUACAAGUUCGUUUUUUGCCCGUUUCAAGCAAAAGAACAUCCAUCGUUUUCGUCUUGGCCAUUUGGAAAAGUAAUCGAAAUUUUAAGUGAAAAAAUGUUGACCCGUACCAAUUUGUUGGCUAGCAACUUUGCCAAGUCUAUGGUUAGAUUCCACAGCCAUGGUGGCAUUCCCGGCGAGAAUUUGCCCUUCAGCUUGAAGAACCGUUAUAGGCUCACUGCUCUUUUCACUACCUUCACCGUUUUGGGUUUCGGUUCUCCCUUCUUGAUUGUCAGACAUCAAUUGCUUAAGAAGUAAAAAAAAUUUUAGAUUAAUUCUUCUUUGCUUUUAAGUUAUCAAGUUGUCGAUACAUGUGAUGCCAAGACAUUGCGUUUAAAAUAAAAAUCCCAAUAUGUGCGAUGUAUUGUAAGAUAAAAUGUAUUCGCAAAUAUAAAAAAUAACCAAAAUCAAA
Molecule: messenger RNA, 449 nt
Organism: Calliphora vicina (urban bluebottle blowfly)
Lineage: Eukaryota; Metazoa; Arthropoda; Insecta; Diptera; Calliphoridae
Product: cytochrome c oxidase subunit 7C, mitochondrial-like
Exons: 3
Coding region: 95-295 (66 amino acids)
Biological process (GO): mitochondrial electron transport, cytochrome c to oxygen
Source: RefSeq, a predicted model, not a curated record